Messenger RNA from Rhagoletis pomonella (apple maggot), 687 nucleotides. RefSeq names its product protein OPI10 homolog. NCBI's taxonomy places the organism in Eukaryota, Metazoa, Arthropoda, Insecta, Diptera, Tephritidae. Gene Ontology annotation, molecular function: nuclear import signal receptor activity; Hsp70 protein binding. The transcript has 3 exons. Gene Ontology annotation, cellular component: nucleus; cytosol. Gene Ontology annotation, biological process: protein import into nucleus. The coding region runs from base 14 to 685 and encodes 223 amino acids. The record is from RefSeq and is a predicted model, not a curated record.
CUUGUUGUUAUUUAUGCGGCAACAAGCAGGUACAACGCGUUGUUUUGUCAAUUGUUCUAGAACAUCAUUUGAUUUUCCGUGGAUAAAUACGUUUAGGAUGUUUGGAUUGAUAAUUUCGGGACGUUUGCCGCAAACCGACUUCACACCCGUGGAUGAGAAUAAGGUUGUUAUCAACGUACCAGACAUUGAUCAUGUGAACUAUAUUGUGGUAUUCUUGACUGGUGUAACAGCGCUUCCCGAAGGUACAGCAGCCGCGGUAUACUUUAGCUGGCCUGAUGCAAAUUCAGCUCCAACAUGGCAAUAUUUGGGCUACGUCUCCAACGCCAAACCGUCAGCGAUCUUUAAAAUAUCUCAGUUAAAAAAAAGUAAUGAACUGGAGGCAGCGGAAAACGGCAUGAUUUUCGGAGCACAAGAGAUUUCGUGUACUGCACAAAUUGGUAUAUCAGUGGAACCGGAGCUAACAAUUUCUCACCUAACGCCGGCAGUGCAAAACGCCAAUGCAAAUCUGCACUUUAGUCAAAAAAUGCUAGAAAGUUUUUUCAAUUAUGCGUCCAGUUUUACGGUGACUCCACAACAACUUCCGCCACUGAGUAGCGAAACUCUGGUGCCCCUGUCCACGUUACAAAAUUGGUACACAAACUUUCAGCGAAGAAUGGCUCAAAAUCCGAAUUUCUGGAAAUACUGAUU